ACCAGUACCGAUAACGCAAACAGCUAGUACUACUCAUCAUCUUCGUAACCUUGUUUCUCCUUCUAUAGCCAGUAGUAGUACUCCAUGAACUUCAUGGCCCUGGCCGUUGGAAGAAGAGAGAUCUUUGUUUCUGUUCUUUUCGCUUUUCUGCUUCUUGUGUCUGUGGGUGCAAGUCAUGGAGCAGGUGCAGAAGAAGAGGCCGAUCGGAUAAAAGCACUUCCGGGGCAACCAAAAGUCUCUUUCCAGCAAUUCUCCGGCUAUGUCACCGUUAAUCAAGUCGCCGGCAGGGCCCUCUUCUACUGGCUUACUGAGGCUGUUCAUGAACCACUCUCGAAACCCCUCGUUGUUUGGCUUAAUGGAGGUCCUGGCUGUUCUUCGGUGGCUUAUGGUGCCUCGGAAGAGAUUGGCCCGUUUAGGUUAAACAAAAGCGGGUCGGGUUUAUACCUCAACAAGUUCUCAUGGAACACUGUUGCUAACCUUCUGUUCCUUGAAACUCCGGCCGGCGUCGGGUUCUCUUAUAGCAACAGAUCGUCUGACCUCCUCGACACCGGCGAUCGGCGCACCGCUAAGGACUCGCUUGAAUUCUUGAUCCGAUGGUUGGGCCGGUUCCUACGUUACAAGAACCGGGAAGUCUUCUUGACCGGAGAAAGCUAUGCCGGACACUAUGUCCCUCAGUUGGCCAGAGAAAUUAUGAAAUACAACACCAGGACUAAGCACCCCAUUAAUCUCAAAGGAAUAAUGGUUGGGAAUGCAGUCACAGACAAUUACUACGACAACCUGGGCACAGUAACCUACUGGUGGAGCCACGCCAUGAUCUCCGACAAAACAUACAGGCAACUGUUAAACACUUGCGACUUCCGCCGGCAAAAGGAAUCCGACGAAUGCGAAUCACUGUACACAUAUGCCCUGGAUCAGGAAUUUGGCAACAUUGACCAGUACAACAUAUAUGCUCCACCUUGCAACAUUAAUUCAGAUGGCGCUGUUACACGUCGGAUGCUACGUUUGCCACAUCGACCACAUCCGAUUUUCUGGCAGUUUUCUGGAUAUGAUCCAUGUACAGAAAAAUAUGCUGAGAUUUAUUACAACAGGCCGGAUGUGCAGAAAGCCCUUCAUGCCAACACAACUAAAAUCCCUUAUAGAUGGACUGCUUGCAGUGGAAUUUUGAACCGGAAUUGGAAUGACACAGAAGUAUCAAUUCUUCCCACUUACAAGGAGAUGAUUGCUGGUGGUUUGAGAGUCUGGGUGUUCAGCGGCGAUGUCGAUUCAGUUGUGCCAGUUACAGCCACCAGGUUUUCUCUUGCACGGCUCAACUUAGUUACCAAAAUUCCAUGGUAUCCGUGGUAUGUAAAGAAGCAGGUGGGAGGUUGGACAGAAGUUUAUGAAGGGCUCACGUUUGCAACAGUACGUGGUGCAGGCCAUGAAGUACCACUCUUCAAACCCAGAGCAGCUCUUCAGCUGUUCAAAUCAUUUUUAAGGGGGGAAAAUCUACCCAAGUCAUAAAAAAAAAAAAAAAAAAAAAACUUCUGUUUUGAAGACAAAGAGUCCUCUUCUUUGUUUUGAUUAUCAUAAAUCCUGGAAAAGUCAGGAAAAAGGAAAUCAAAAUUCCAUUUGUGUUGAUUUAAAAGGAAAAGCACGAGUCAGAGUUAAAAGAAUGUGUCUGUGUGAUAGAAGAAACAAAUUCAAGUCAGAGGAGUGUUGUUUGUAUCUUAGCUGUGCAUUGAUUUCCAAAAGUCAUUUUGAUGAAAAAUAAGAAAAGUGAAGUUGUGUGGUCUUGA
Nelumbo nucifera (sacred lotus) is the source of this 1775-nucleotide messenger RNA. RefSeq names its product serine carboxypeptidase-like 25. Gene Ontology annotation, cellular component: vacuole. Lineage: Eukaryota; Viridiplantae; Streptophyta; Magnoliopsida; Proteales; Nelumbonaceae. Gene Ontology annotation, molecular function: serine-type carboxypeptidase activity. The record is from RefSeq and is a predicted model, not a curated record. Gene Ontology annotation, biological process: proteolysis.